AUGAGGCGGUAUGAUGGUGCAGUGCUGGUUGGGGAAUGCCGUUUCCGCAAUGGUCCGAAUCUCAAGAUAAGGCGGGAGCGCGGCGUAACCCUUCUCAUGGCCGUCGUGGAGGGCGAGGGCGAGGGCGAGGACGUGGACGUGGCAGUAGGGCUGUGGCUCGACGCACAGGGCGGAGCGGACGACGCGGCGCACACACAGCCCGUCGUCGAUGAUGGACGGCAUUCCGUGCUGCAAGGAGAAGAGGACACCGGACGACUACGAGCCAGACGCGGCGGCACAAGGCUGGAGCCAAAUGGCAGCACGGGGAAGAGUAUGCUUAUCCAGAGCAAGGCGACCGACGGGGGGCUUCUGCCAGAAGGCCUCGUACCGCCGACGGAACGGGUGGACGGGAUGCCGCCCAGCAAGAGGUCGCGAUCCUCCUCCUCCUCCUCCUCCCCCUCCUCCUCGCACGAUCCAUCCGUGGCCAGAAGCGUCUAG
Molecule: messenger RNA, 477 nt
Organism: Metarhizium robertsii ARSEF 23
Lineage: Eukaryota; Fungi; Ascomycota; Sordariomycetes; Hypocreales; Clavicipitaceae
Product: amine oxidase
Exons: 1
Coding region: 1-477 (158 amino acids)
Source: RefSeq, a predicted model, not a curated record